This is a messenger RNA of Carica papaya (papaya), 760 nucleotides long. NCBI's taxonomy places the organism in Eukaryota, Viridiplantae, Streptophyta, Magnoliopsida, Brassicales, Caricaceae. The record is from RefSeq and is a predicted model, not a curated record.
AGUUAGGAGAUGAGGGGAUAUUUUCUCACACAACCGCCAUCCUCAUCCUCUCCGCAGCUCCCGGAAACUUCACUCUUCUCCAUCGCCAUCUUCAAAUUUCACUCCCAUGAAAUCCAUUCUUCCUCUGCGCGCCAUACCAGCCGCCUCCUCUCCUCCUCCCUUCUUUUCCAUCCUCUGCUUUCCCCUCCUUCCUCGCCUUAAACACCGCUCUUCUUUCGGAACUCGUUUACGCGCUCAUUCUCUCCCGCUAAACACCAACUCCUAUCCGUCUCAAGAUUCUCAGAACAACCAACAACCGAGGAGGACUCUCUACCCUGGCGGCUACAAGCGUCCCGAAAUCAAGGUCCCGAAUCUCGUUCUCCAGUUGGACGUCGAAGAGGUGUUGCGUGGAGGCAAUGUACUUGACCUAAUCGACAAAGCCGUGGCCAAGUCGGUCGGGAUUGUUGUGCUUAAUAGCGCUCAAGGAGGAAGCGGCGGUAAACUCUAUGAGGCCGCCUGUUUGUUGAAGUCCGUCGUCAAGGACCGCGCCUACUUCUUAAUUGCCGAACGCGUUGACAUUGCGGCGGCCGUUAAUGCUAGCGGCGUCGUUCUCUCUGAUCAAGUUUCGGUAUUUGCAGCUGUCUAAUGAGUAUUGUAAUCAGAUAAUAAGAGGAUGUAGCCUUUAGAUUUAGUGACGAACUGAGAGACUUGGCUGUUUUUCUGCUUAAUUCUGUACACAACCGCUCAUGGCUCAAUCUGAUGUAGUGGAGUUAUGUUGCAG